Molecule: messenger RNA, 1727 nt
Organism: Drosophila persimilis
Lineage: Eukaryota; Metazoa; Arthropoda; Insecta; Diptera; Drosophilidae
Gene: beat-Vb
Exons: 7
Coding region: 384-1451 (355 amino acids)
Source: RefSeq, a predicted model, not a curated record
ACGAAGCGGAGCGGCUCGGUUCGGUUUUCUAAGCGACAACGAAAAAAGCGUCAAACCGGUCCACCAAAACCAAAUGGCAGUUAAAUAAAGCUAUAAACUCAUAGAGCUGUAUGAUCGUACAACUCAUUGGCCGCUGAACUGUCAAUGGCAUUUAUCGAUAUCGGAACUAUAUGUAUGUAGAUAUACGGCCGCCUGUGUAAUCAUGAGCGACGCGUAGGGCGAAAAGUUGGCUUCAAAAAGUUUGUACUAAUAGAAAAUAUGGCCGGCCAUUGAGUGUGGCCAAAGAGCAAAGUUUCUGGCUGGAUUCUCCGCCCCAUUCCCAUUCCUCGGGGCCAGGACGAACGGCCUGAGAGCAACAAGGAAUUUAAAAGGCGACCACCACAAUGGACUAUGGCCGGUGGCUGCUGCAGCUGAGCGUCCACAUGCUCCUGGUUGUGCGACGCAUUCAGUGUCUACGUGUGACUGACAUCAAUGUGCCACAAAUUGUUGAUUUUCGUGAUAACGUGACAUUAUCCUGCAGCUAUGACAUAAGUGGUCACACGUUAAAUUCGGUUAAGUGGUACAAAAACGGAAAGGAGUUUUUUAGAUACUCGCCACUUACGCCACCCACAUAUAUACCAUUCGCGGUGGACGGUGUGCAGCUGAUCGAUGACGGCAACGAAUGCAAUGAAUCCUCGUGUCGCGUGGAGCUUAAUUUAUUGGGCAUCAAAUCGUCCGGAGUCUACAGGUGCGAAGUGUCCGGCGAUGCGCCCCACUUCCAGUUAACUGCACGCGAUGCCAACAUGAGCGUAGAGGCUCUUCCUCAGAACAAUCCCCUUAUCAGCAGCUUUCACUCCAUGUACCGCUUCGACGACUUUGUUCAGGUGAAUUGCAGUACGGACUUCUCCAGCCUAUUCACGCGGAUCGCAUGGUACAUCAAUGGAGUGAAGGUUUCGCUGGUGGAUCUCCUGCCCAGCAUUGAGACCACGAUUGCCGCCCACGAUUACAAUCUGCGGCGCAUCGUGUCCCAGCUGAACUUCUACGCCAACGAGCCGCGCUUCCACCAGGCACAGCUGCAACAGCUGAUGCUGCAGCGUCAGCAACAGCCGCAGCAGAAGCGCACCAUCUCCCCGGCCCGCCUCGGCCUCGAGCUGCGAUGUGUGGCCGAGAUCGACAGGUAUCCGCAGCUGCAGCGAGAGGCGAGCAUGUACGCGCAGCUCUUCCGGGAUGACAUCGACCUGAAGAACCAAAAGCUGAUCAACUCGAGAUCGGUUGCCACUCGUGGUGGACACAGCAUACAAUUGCAGCAGCUGCUGCUCCUGGUGAUGGCGUCUGCGGCUGCAGCAACCGCAGCGCGACUCUUGACGCCACUGACAUUUCAAUAUGGCGCACGGAAGUCGGCGCGCUACAAAAUGGCGUCGACGAGUGCGUGUGCGUGUGCGAGUGCGAGUAGAAUCCCCUGCUGGCCGUAGUGCGGAAUGGACUUUCUGUUAUUUUCCGGUUUUUGUUGCGUUUGUUUCAACCAUUUUAUAGCUCUAAGCAACUGAAAUGCACGUGAGAAUUUACAAAAAACAAAAGGCAAACCUAUGUAAUUUGUAUGUAUAAUUGUAAUAAAUGUCACUGAGUAACAAAAAAUAAUUACAUGAAGUGGGGAGACCUGUAACUUAAGCCAAGGCAAGCGAACCCUGUAAAUAGCCUCUAAGUAUGCAAUGGUAUUGUAAGAACAAACGAAACAUCAUCAAUAAACA